AUGGCCAGCGAGGAGAAGAACCCAGAUUCCUGGCCCGGGGGUCUGCACCUCAAAAGCCCUCCUUAUACCCUUCAUUCCAGCCUGGAGCUAACCCAGCCCCCCGGAGCCUCCGGCCGCAGACUGGUCAUCCUGACGGUGGGUGCCAUCUCCGUCCUGACCGUCAGCCUGGUGGGGGUCCUCCUGGCCACCUACCUCACAAGGGCUGCCUGCACCCAGAGGGACCCUUUCGGCUACUUGCCUCCCCAAGUCAACGUCCAGAACGAAGCCUCCCUCUUGCUGGCCCUGAGUGAAUUGGGGGAGCAAGGCAUGGUGCCGGGAAUCACGUGCGACCUUAGAAACCACCUGAUGGUCUACCAUGGCCAGCCAGAAGGGUGUGUGGCCCGCAAAAUGGACCCCUCCGAGCCACUGCCUUCGUGCCAAGAUCUGGAGAUCUACUUCCAAGGUGUCUUGAAAAAUGCCACGCUGGGCAUCGCUUUGGACGUGCAGCUGAUGGGUCCUGGGUCCCUGGGCAGUUUGGCCGCUCUGCUUUGCAGCAACAAACCCACCUACAUGGUCAGCAGUUUCAUCUCUUCGCCAAGGCACUCCACGGACAGACUGGCAUAAAUCGAGUGAGAAAGAUCUCCAAGCGGCUGCAACUGACCCUUUAGUUCUCCUUCCUUCCCCGAAAAUCCUGAUGUGGGAGAACACCACAACACUGGUGUUUGGUGCACACUUACACACCUAUCAUUUCUGGUUUCCUACUUGAUGCAAGAAGGCAGUCAAGAUUCAGUUCCUCUGCAGACCCAAAGUUUGGGUUUUCCCCUCUCCUUCUUGUUCCUUGACCCAUCAAUAACUAAAUCAAUAGAAAUUAAAAGAAAUGAAGAUACG
This is a messenger RNA of Sceloporus undulatus (fence lizard), 867 nucleotides long. RefSeq lists its product as uncharacterized. The record is from RefSeq and is a predicted model, not a curated record. Bases 1 to 603 code for a protein of 200 amino acids. NCBI's taxonomy places the organism in Eukaryota, Metazoa, Chordata, Lepidosauria, Squamata, Phrynosomatidae. The transcript has 6 exons.